Messenger RNA from Folsomia candida, 1149 nucleotides. RefSeq names its product chymotrypsinogen B. The transcript is spliced from 3 exons. Gene Ontology annotation, molecular function: serine-type endopeptidase activity. NCBI's taxonomy places the organism in Eukaryota, Metazoa, Arthropoda, Collembola, Entomobryomorpha, Isotomidae. Bases 715 to 1080 code for a protein of 121 amino acids. Gene Ontology annotation, biological process: proteolysis. The record is from RefSeq and is a predicted model, not a curated record.
UGAAAAAUAUAUAAUAUGCACUCUUAAAAAUCCGGUAAUAAAUUCUUAAUACCGCGUAUUACGCCUGUGUGGUAAGAUUAGGUGUCAAUGGAUGGUAUGUAUGGUAACAUUCUAUUACCAUUCAUUUCUUCCACCAAGUGGUAGCAAAGACUACCAGCCUGGUUAAGUUGGGUGGCAAGGCAGUCUCAUGUUAAAAUUGGGUUGUUACUGUGCAGUAAUAGUAUAUAAUUUAUAUAAUUUACCGGCACGGUUGAGUAAUAUGUUGAGUAAUACAUGUUUACCGCGUGGUAAUAAAAUUUUUUAGAGUGUAGCAAUAAAUCCGCACCUCGUAACGGUCCCUUUUUAACUACAAAAUUGUUGAAAUAAUGUCCAAAUUACCAAAUUCUUUGACGUAGUUGGUUCAAGUAGAGAAAUUUGAAUUUGAACGAAAAUAUAGCUAAUUUAACUACAAAUUGUAGUCAUUCUCUGAUUUAUGAAAGAUCUGCUACAUACUAACUUUAGGCACAUUGCUGUGAAGACUAUUUAACGACAUGGAGCGACCUUCGCGUCGUGGCGGGCGCACACGUGGCGGCAAAUGCUAGUGAACCCAAUCAACAAAGGAGAUCCGUUAAUCGUCCCCGAAUUUAUUAAGGAUACGAUCCAUAUUACAAAACUAAUGAUGCAUGCAUUUUAACGGUUACGGAACCCCUCGAACUGAACUUCGCGGUCAAAGCAAUGCCCCUCUGCGAGGUGGAGCCUGCGCCUGGCACCGUUUGUACGGCGACUGGAUGGGGGCGCACAAACCCUGACAAUGAUAGGUGGAAAGGUCCCCUUCAAAAACUGGAUAUGACCAUAGUUUCCCGCCAGGUUUGCGAAAGAUCGUACGGACCUCUAGAUGAAGAUGUUAUCUGCGCGGGAGGAGUUUUUGGCCAAGACGUUUGCUUCGGCGAUUCCGGUGGUCCCCUAGUUUGUGAGACUGGUUCUUCAAAAUGUCUCGCGGGUGUGACUUCUUACGGAAGUAGUUUGGGCUGCGCGUUGGGAAUACCUGCCGGAUUUACGAAUGUCGCCUGGUUCUACAAAUUCUUCACGAAUGACGGAUAAUUCACACAUGUCGUGUUAAUAAACAUUCUUAAAACUAUAAAUAAUAAAUAAAGUUAUGGAGAUUAUGUA